AGCUGUUGAAAAUAGCUAGAAUAGUCCCACUUUCAGCGUUUUGUGCGUUCAAGCACCCUAUAAGUAUUUGCAUUAAUGGUAAUGCAUGCAAGGAAACAGCCCAGACUCGAUGAUGGGUAUAUGGAAAAGAGAGACGCCCAUCCGUUCCAGUCAUCCCAGUACCCAUCAAAGAAUUACGGAAUUGACAGUUAUGCAGACAGAUACAAGCGGGAUGGGGGAAGUUCUGACAGAUGUCGAGACAACAGCCCUUCAAGCCGUCUCAGUCCCAGAUAUCACAACAAAGGCUCUUAUUCUGAGAAAAUUAAAGAAAGAUACGAGAAAGGAUCAAGCAGUUUUCCCGACAGAAAAGCAAACCAUACCUACAGCAAUCAAAGAAGUAACAACCAAAAUGGUAACUACGACAAAGGCAUCAAACAGCUUCGUGAUGUUAAGGAAAAAGAUGGAAAAUCUGAGUCCCAAAAGACACCUGGACGAACCUGUGGAGAUUGGUCAGAGCAUGUCAGUUCGUCUGGUAUGCACUACUACUACAACUGUAAAACUGAAGUAUCCCAGUGGGAGAAACCAAAAGAUUGGAUUGAUGGACCGGGAUCAAAAGGAGAUGUCAAGCCCAAUAACUACAGUCGUGGUGGAGGUACCAGCAGUAGUACUGGGGGAAACAGCAGUGGAGCCAAAGUCAACUACCCAAAUAAAUCCUCUACGGACAAGUCCAAACAUUCCAGUAAUGCUGUGGACCGGACUUUGUUAUCAGAGAAAAACCUCAAACGAAGCAUGUCUGAUAUUAACCCAACAUAUCCCCACAGUGGAAAACCAGACAAAAAAUACAUUAUUGAAAAGUUUCAGGCCAGUCAGCACCUGGCUGUCGAACAACAACACCUACGAGGAGCUAGUCAAUCCUUGUCAUCUUCUCACCAUCGGACUCCUCAUACUUUGGAGCAUAAGCCUGACAAUGCCACAUUAUUUCACAGAAAAGAUAGCUCAGGGAUAUAUCCUGACCCACAAGGCAGCCAGGCGAACAGACGUUACCGUCGCAACAGCGAAGGAAAUAGGUCACACAGUGGUGGUCAAGUGACCCCCAGAAAACAAAAUCAUGACUCACAGAUGGAUGACAUGGAUAUAUCACCAGGAAGUUCACCAUCAAGUUCACGGCGGUCAAGUUGUGCAGGCACACCCCAGUUAGGUCCCAACUCCACACCCAUGUCACUCCCUACGUCUACAGCGGCAGCUCUAGCCGGUAUAGCACCCACAGCCUUGCAAACCUUACAGAGAUUACAAGAGGUGAUAAGUCGACAAAUAGCACAGCAAACUAGUCCUGGAAACCCACCCCAGCAAUCUCCCAGGUCUACAAGUGAUGUGCCGACAUCCCAGACGUCACACCAACCAGCCCAAAGCAAACCCCACCAAAACCCUCAUCAUCAUCAACCAAAUCCUACCCCCACCUCUCACAACUCAAAUAUGCUCCUUAGUCCACAGGGCGUUCACUCUCAUCAUCCCCAACCUCAUCCUCACCCUCAGCCCCACUCCGAUAAUAACAACCAUCAUCAUCAUCACCCUGCUGGCCAGAGAGAACCUCCACACACCCCUGGUGGACAUAGCUCGUCGUCGGUGUACGGCAAGCUCAAUCAAAUCUCUCGCCAUGAUGACGAACAUCAUAUGACAGGGCCAGGUGGAGGUGAGAGCCCACUGUCAGAGACAAGUCAAGGACCCUCCUGUUUAAGUCCAGGAUCCAGCACAACAAGUUCUCAGACAGCUGCAGUGGCACAGGCUGAAUUGUCAGCUGCUGGCAUCACCAAGGAGACAUCUAUGGGCAUCAAUCCAGCUCUUAAAAAUUACUAUAAUGAAAAAUUAAUAGGCCAUGUGUUAGGCUGGCAGGCAGAACAUGCAGAGAGACAGGCCAAAAAGUACAGACAAGAAAAUCUUACUAUAGAUUGUAUGCGAUGCAGUCAAGUGAGUGUGGAACUAAAGCGUGCAAGGUCUCUUGUGCGGAUUGCAGAAAUUCAGUCAACAUUACAUGAACAAAGAAUAUUAUUUUUAGCUCAACAAAUUCAUGAACUAGAGAAUAUGAAGCCUCCGUCAUUUUCAUCAUCACAUUCGUUUACAUCGUCUUCGCAUUCUUAGGACAGUGUCUGUCAUUGUAAUUGAAUUCUUGCUGGCAGAAUUAGGAUCGAGCCAAAGGCCAUCCCUGUAAGACCUCAGUCAGCAGCAGUAGGCAGACUUCUGGAUGAGGGUACAUGGAAUAGUGCCAUACAAAAUGGAAUUGAUCCUCAAAGAAAUCUGGAGACUCUACAGCAAAGAAAUGUGAUUAAUUUAAAGUAUUUCAAUCCAUGAUGUAUUGUUUUUAGUCGUCCGUGAAAAUUUGACUGCAGAUUGAGUGCUUGGAUAGCUGGUGGUGUGUAAGUUGUGAGCAACAGGAUUUUUACCAUUUCUGAAAGCCCUAGCUUUAUAUGAGAAACAUGGUUCUGGUGUUGCAGCAAUGUUUCAUUCAAAUUUUGGAUAAAACUUUUGAGAAAUUAAUUACAUGCAGCUGACUUUAGAAUUUAUUCUGUUUAUAAACGGUUGAAUCUGAAGGGAUAUCAGACACAAAAAAGUGUCUGGACCAUACUUUGUAGGAAUAAAAUGUUAUCAAGGGUUAAACUGUCAAACUUAUCAAAAGGUUUUCUUUUAUAAUAUCAGCUUUUACUAAAUCAAAGCCAAAAUAUAUUCAUAAAUCUAACAAUGUUGUAAUUAUUGAUUUUAAUUGUUUACUUCAUGCUUCCUCAUUGAAUGAAAUAAUUCAUUAAUGUAAACAAAAACAUUUAAAAUGAUUUAUGAUAUAAUGAACAGAGCUGUUUGUACUCCAGUAUGAUGUCUAUGCCAUUCAAAUAUCAGAUAAUCUAUUCAGAUUGUAACAUGAAUUUAGUUUUCAAUUUUUCGGGUACCGAUAUGGAAUUUAUGAUAAAUUGGUUUGAAGGAGGCUGUUCACAGUUCAUUGAUUAAGUUACCUGCUAACGAAAAGCUGCACAGCUGUUAAAAUAAUUUUGUUAAGUGAAGCCUCUGGAUGAAAUGAAAAACAAGUCUUAAAUUGUAUUAAUCUGAAUGAAAAGAAGUCCUAGAUUCACUGUUAUGUAUGUGGAAUAAGACAAACCUGGUGGGAAAUGUUUCAACAAGGUUUAUCUUCAGACAGUGGUAUAAAACCUAGUCUUAUAUUCUCUUCUGUGAGGUGUUAUACAUUACUUUCAAUUUGAUUUAAAGGGACAUCACCGUGGAAACCGAUUGAUAUAUCUCCUACUUGGCUGAUGGGGGACUGGUUUGCAUGCUUGUAUGAUAACCUUAGGGUAAUUCAUCCUUGAAUACAGUUGGUCCAUAUUUACACCAUAUAUAGCUCAUACCAGAUUCAAUUUGGGUGGUCAUUGGACAAGUUGACCAUUACUUCCUGAUUCAGGGUAGGGAAUAUCUGUUAGAGCCCCUGCUGUCAUAUUUCUAUAAGAAAUUAAAUAAACCUGUGGUUUACACCCCAAAACAUGUGUAAUUGCUAUAUCAAUACCCAGUCCAUCCUGAAAGUCAAGUUUGACCACUAAAAGCACUGAUUAAGACUUAACGCAUAUUUGCUGUGAAAUGUAACAUUCUCCAGAACAUUGCACUCCAUUUACAACAGCUCAAACCUCAUUCAGCCUCUGUAUUUAAAUCACAUCAUUUCACCAUCACAGUUUCCCACAUUGGAGCCCCUUCUACAUUACAUGCUUCCUUAUGGCAUUGGAUUUGCUUAAGCAAGGAUGUUUCCUUAUUCGUACAGCAAUUAUUUCAUUGUUUGAAAAUUUUUCAUCUGUUACAUUGACUUCCUAUCCUUAAUAUCCAGGAGUAUUUGACAACUCCUCACUGAAAUACAUUGACUCUUUGUUUGUCAGUCCUUCGCUUUUGACACCAUAUCAUUUACAGCAACAAGUGUUUAAUGCAUACUCAGUCCAUUCCUUCAAAACUUCAUUAGUGAUAUAAAGUCUCUUUAACUUGUUUGUUGAUGAAUAGGGAUACUCGUGUUAUCAAUUAUUGACUGUUUCUUGACAAAAUCUGACUACAUUUAUACAUAAGGACCUGCACCACAUUCUUAAUGUACAUUUUGAAAUUUUAAAAAAAAAAAAAGUGAAAAAGGGGAAGAAAAAAAUAUUGCACGGUGAUGUCCCUUUAAUAUUAACAGGACUGAUAACAAAUGUCCAAAAAAAAAUAUCUUUCGAAAUGUAGUUGAAGUUUCAGUAUUUCAUUUUUUAUUUUUAUUUUUUGUUUUCAAGUUGGGGCCAACAAUUUUAGUGUGACUUCGUUCCUGUUUAUCUUGAUGACCUCUAAAUAAACCUUUCUGACAUGAGAUAACUUUACUUUUUAUGAAUAUACUGUAAAAUCAUGCAUUUUUGUGGGAGAUUUAUUUUCUAUGAUUUUGUGGGUAUUCAUAAUCCCAAAAUUUGAAUGAUUAAGCAAAUAUUUCUUUAGCCAUAUAUCUAAUCACAAAACUAGGUGUCCAGGAGAACAUAUUUUUUAGAAAAUUAAUGAAAAUUUAGCCCCACAAAAAUAUAUGAUUUUUCAGUAGUAAACUAUUUGUUAAGGUGUUUGUAGAAAUGUAUUCCUCCUCUUUUUGGAAGAGUUAACUUCAGCUGUUGUGUUACUGCUAGAGUUCUCUCUCUUCAUUUUUUUGUCUUGGGUUUUAACGGUAAGAGAUUUCUCUGUCAUCCUCUACGACAUGACAGAUAGCAGGUGCUAUGUCCUACUUACAAUAGAGUAGUGGCAUUGUGUUGUGUAACAAAACCAUGUGGCAAUUUGAUAACACCAUCCAUUUCAUUGCACAAUUUAUAGAAAAUGGUUAAUGGUGUGAUAAUGGCAAUCCACAUGCUUACCAGCAAACUUUCUUUACUAGGGUUGAGAUAUCCAAGUCCAGAAAACUGACCCAUGUUAUUCUAUUAAUCACCUUCAUGUGACAGUGGGAUUUUGCUCAAACUUGCUUAAAAGUUUCACAGAGGGAUUCAGCUCAAACUUGUUGGUCCUUACCAGAGAUGUCAUUUUUUUUUUUGAGUCAGUCUAAUAUCCAACAUUGCUGCCAUCUUGAAAAACAUUUUAACUUUUUCUGAAGUUACACCAGUGGGAUCCAGCUGAGACUUGCUUAAAAUGAUCCUGAGGUGGACCUGACCAAGUGUUGAUAUUUUUCAGGUUGGUGUGAAAUCCAAUAUGACUACCAUCUUGAAAAAACACUUUCACACUUUGGCAUGAAGUUUGGUGAGAAUGUUGAUUUAUUACCUUGGAUGCUAAAAUUCAGAAUCGUUUGAAUCCUAUUUAUAACUGUUACCAACUUCCCUAUCACUACUGCUAUCAUAUUAUUGAUAAAUCUUUAUAGUCAGAGGACCAUUAAGGCCAUGGGCCUCUUGUUUGAAAUUCUUUAUACUUCAUUUUUCAAGAUACAUAAAGUGAUUUUAGGACAUUCUUUCAUGAAACCUAAAAUGCUUUCAAGCAUUCUUAGUUAUUCAUUGAAGUCCCUUACAUAUUUGACAAUGCUACACUGGCACUCUAGCUGUUGAUGUAAUUAAGCUAUUGAUCAGUCAGUGUAUCAAAGGCACAUUGGAACUGUCCAAUGUCAGUGAUUUAGGCAGACAUAUGGUUGGAGGCAUAUAGACUUUCCAGAUUUAGUGAUACUUUGAACAAGCACCUGUUUUGACAGUAGUUUGUAAAAGGGAAAGCAUUACAGGAUAUUAUAUUUUUAGUGAUCUAUUCUUAAGUGCAGUACACACUGUCUGUGAAAAUAUUUUAGCAAUAAACUUUCCAAAUUUCCACAGCCAGUUUGUGGAAUGAUUUGGUGCUUUAACAGUCUAAAAGUUGUGUCACGGCUCUAAGUGACUGUUAUUCAUAGUAUGUAAUUAAGAGAAAUACGAUACGAAAUGGUGUUCACCUGAGGACCAGUGGCUUUGAGAGCAAUUUUUGAGUGAGUAGAGUUAGUGGAAGGGGCAUAACUCUUGGUAAACUAGAAAAACUUGUGUGGUAUUGGUUUUACAUUAAAUCAACUUUUUGAUAAGUGCUGACUGUUGGGAUGACAUGAUGUGUGUAUUAGGUGGCCACCACUGUUUUCUGAUUUGAAAGCUGUAUGUUUACUGCGUGUACAUGAAUGGUAAGCAGACUGCCCAAUUGUUUGAAUGCUGUACGUUUUGUGUGUAAUGUUUGUUGGAUGGCAGGCUGCCCAUAAGUUUGAAUGCUGUAUGUUGUGAAUGUCUUGUUAGGUGCUCACUGAGCUGCCUGAUGGAUGUCUAGUAUCUCUUUGUACAUAACAUAGGUGUGACCUUGUACAGAACACUUUCAUAAGAAUUGGAUUCCCAGUUGCUUUUGAUGUGGAGUAAAACAUUUUUAUUAGUCUUUAUUUCCUUUAAGCCAUUACUCUUUCGAUAUUCACAAAACAUUUCUUUUGUCAUCUUCAAUUCAAGGUUACAGAAUUGUAUGUGAUUAUUAAUUUUCCAGCUGUGUUACACAUUAUAUGUCAUCCUAUUGGUUUAUUUAAGUACCUCAUUCUUAUUCCUUAAUACUUGCUUAGUGUUUACUGGUCUGACCUUACUUCUUGUGAGAGGAAAAAAAUUACACUUUUUUUUAAAAAAGAAAUAUAAGAGAUAUUAUUAUUCCCUCACUUAAAAAUCUAAAGUUAAAAAUAAUUUUCUUUGAAAAUUUUUACUGUAGAUUUUCAGUUGUAUUUAUAUCCAUUAAGGAACCAGCUAUAUAUUUAUUUUCACUACUGAUAGAAAUCAGUGACUCUAACAUGCUAUCAUUGGUUAAUCUGACCACGAGGUAAUGUCUCCUUGACUAGGUACAUUCUACUUGAUAGUGGCCACAGGCUAACAAUCUUUUGUUUUUUAAUCCUGUCUACUUUUUAACCCCAUAUCCAGUUUCUUCCAAAUUACUUUGUGUGUAACCACAUCGGAACAUGGGAAUCAGUGUAUCACGGUUCAUCAGUCAGUAUGUCUGCUACUGUAAUAUGUAUCAAACUGCAUGAGCUUACAAUGCACCACUAAACAAGGGAAUGGUGUAGAUAGCCUCAUUGUUCUCUACAUGUUUAUAGUAUCUGUUGAAAGAAAUAAAAAUUCAAAACACUUGA
This is a messenger RNA of Ylistrum balloti, 7087 nucleotides long. Its product is annotated as WW domain-containing adapter protein with coiled-coil-like. The record is from RefSeq and is a predicted model, not a curated record. Lineage: Eukaryota; Metazoa; Mollusca; Bivalvia; Pectinida; Pectinidae. Bases 76 to 2115 code for a protein of 679 amino acids. Gene Ontology annotation, cellular component: nucleus. Gene Ontology annotation, molecular function: RNA polymerase II complex binding; chromatin binding. The transcript is spliced from 13 exons. Gene Ontology annotation, biological process: regulation of autophagy; positive regulation of TORC1 signaling.